AUGGCUGACGUCUCAUCCAGCCGAGGAGUGAAGAGAAACAUGGCGGCCGAUGUCCUCCAGCCUCCGUCCAAAACGUCCCAGGUCACGCUCCUGAGCCCGUCCCUCCUCCUGCUGGAGAUCCCCCCCGACACCCACACCAGCCUCCCUGUGUGGGACGCCGUGAGGUCCCAGCGCGUCCACGUCACCUGGAGCGUCAACGCCUACAGCGUGGGCGUCCGCUUGACCCCGGCGACCUCCGACCGAGGGAGGGACGCCUCCUCCAGCAGCAGAGAGGGCGCCGCCAUCUUCGCCUGGACCUCAUCGCUUUCCUUCGCGACCCAGCAGCAACGUGACGCCUCCCAGAGCCCCCCCAGCGCCCUGCUCACCUUCUCCCAAACUGGAACCCAUGUAUCGCCAUGCCAACCACAGGUGAUCCUUCGGAACCCGACCACCUCCCUCAUCGUCCCGCUGCCGCUCAUCAUCUCCCCACGCCAGCCUCCCCACCAGCCCGGCGCCACGACCAGGAAAGGGGCCGUCAUCCAGACCCCGCCUCCUGCACCCACCAGGCCGCCAGCCCCGUCCAACCCCCCCGUCCCCUGUCCCUUCCACACCAGGAGCUCCUCCGACAUGGACAUCUGCGACAGGUUCCUCUUAGGCGAGUGUGGUGCGGGGGGGAGGUGCAGGAAGCACCACACGCCGUUCCCCUACCACUGGCAGCUGAUGUGCUCGCACACCAACAUGUGGGUCAGCCUCUCGCCUCGCUCUCAGGUCCUGGUGGAGCGGAGCUACUGCGACGCCGCCCAGGAGGUGGUUUCCCUCGAGGACGGACACAUGAGCUGCACCUUGUUCUUUGAAUCGAUGGAGCCGGACGAACUGUCCACGUACGGAGGAGUUAGACGUCUCUCCAACUCCGACAGGAACCCGUACUUCCCCAGCAAAUGGAAGAUCUACUGGUGGACCGACAGCGGCUGGGAAGAAUACAAAAAGGACGUGUCCGAGCUGCUGCUGAAGACGAUGGGAGAGAAGGAGCCCGAGUGCUCCUUCUUCAUCGACCUGCAGGAGUACAAGCUGGACUUCACCACCAUGACCCAGACCCAUGUCUCCACCGGGUUCCAGAGAGAAGUCCGCUGCCGGCCGGUGUUCCGCUCCCCGGAGUCCAUGCAGCCAUACCUGAAGACGGGAAUCCUGCUCGAGCCCACCAGGCCUGCCGGUGAUCUGCCCGGGGCCAACUUCAGCGUGGACCCCCUGGAGGAGUUCAGCUCCUGGUAUCCUCCGGUGUGGUGUCUGGCCCCGGAGGAGGACUACCACCUGGUAGACGUCCCGGUGGGGACGCAGGCCCACCACAGUGUCUGCAACUUCUUCUACCUGAGCAUGUCCCAGACCAAGGUGGAGGUCAUCAGCAUCCAGCAGGUCCAGAACCUCCUGCACUGGGACAAGUACCAAAGGCACAAGAUGAACAUGCAGAAGCAGCACACGUCCACAGAGCCUCUGGAGAGACACCUCUUCCACGGCACAACCACAGACGCUGCCGCAGACAUCUGCCACAACAACUUCGACCCCCGCGUGGCCGGCAUCAACGGAAUAGCCUACGGUUGCGGAUCCUACUUUGCCACCGCCGCCUCCUUGUCCCACAUUUAUUCGAUCAGUGCAGGACAAGACCAGGUCCGCUGCAUGUUCCUGGCCAAAGUGCUGGUGGGGAAGGCGAGUGUGGGGAGGAGGAGCUACCGCCGCCCGCCGCCACUCAACCCCAGGACCAAGCACCUCCUCUACGACUCCUGCGUGGACAACACGGACAAGCCCACCAUAUUUGUGGUGUUUGACAGCUGCCAGUGUUACCCAUACUACCUGAUCAAGUACCAAGACGUCCCCAAAGAGGUCACUAUGUGA
Molecule: messenger RNA, 1866 nt
Organism: Limanda limanda (common dab)
Lineage: Eukaryota; Metazoa; Chordata; Actinopteri; Pleuronectiformes; Pleuronectidae
Product: protein mono-ADP-ribosyltransferase TIPARP-like
Exons: 5
Coding region: 1-1866 (621 amino acids)
Molecular function (GO): NAD+ poly-ADP-ribosyltransferase activity; metal ion binding
Source: RefSeq, a predicted model, not a curated record